Molecule: messenger RNA, 3344 nt
Organism: Wyeomyia smithii (pitcher-plant mosquito)
Lineage: Eukaryota; Metazoa; Arthropoda; Insecta; Diptera; Culicidae
Gene: Miro
Product: mitochondrial Rho GTPase
Exons: 8
Coding region: 645-2597 (650 amino acids)
Biological process (GO): small GTPase-mediated signal transduction; mitochondrion organization
Cellular component (GO): mitochondrial outer membrane
Molecular function (GO): GTPase activity; GTP binding; calcium ion binding
Source: RefSeq, a predicted model, not a curated record
GUUAGUAGGUUUUCUCCUCACCUCUCUUUUAUACUCAUUGGUAGCGAACGUCGCGUAUAAAGAAAGUCAAAAGUAAAAACGAUUCAUUCAUGAAGAGAGCGAGUUUCGUAACUUUUCUGCGUUCAGUGGUGUCGCCUUUUCUCUGUCAGGCCUGCUGCGGACACUACACUAAAGCAUAACAAAAGGAACGAAAACCGAUUAAAGUCGUGCCUAGAAAACUCGGUGGGGGAGUUCAGUUUUUUCCCGGCAAGAAAAUUGUGUUCGGUCCGCGUUUAGGAAAGGUCUUUCUGUUGUUUCAGCUCAAUUGGGAUUAUUUUGCACAUGGAAGAAACUGCGACUUUGUGAGCAAAGGUAAAAAAGUUCCGCUAUGUGAAAAUAACCAAAGAACGGUGCAUCGAAUUUUAUGUUGACUUUAUGCUGUGUGGCUGCUUGUUCCAUUGACCCCCAACGGUUAGACGCUGGGAAGAAGAUCGUGGGAGCCCGAUUAAAUAGGAGAUUGUUUUCAGUUGGCUAAAGCCCAUAAUCUCACAAAGCCGAACACGGACACUGAGAUAAAUACGAAUAGGAAAAAUAAAUUUUAAUCUGCCGAUUGUCUUGAUACUAGUCAAUGAUAAAACUGUGGAUCUAGAAGUUACACCGACGUCAUGGUGGCCUGGUCCUCGAAGCACCGACGACACGUACGCAUCCUGCUAGUGGGCGACCAAGGUGUCGGAAAGACGUCGCUUAUUCUGUCUCUUGUCAGCGAAGAAUUUCCGGAAGAUGUUCCCACCAAAGCAGAAGAAAUCACUAUUCCGGCAGAUGUAACUCCAGAACAGGUCCCUACUAACAUCGUGGAUUAUUCUGCUACCGAACAAACGGACGAUGUGUUGGCAGAGGAAAUACAAAAAGCGCACGUAGUUUGCAUAGUCUAUUCGGUGGAGUGCGAUGAAUCCCUGGAUCGCAUCACCUCACACUGGUUACCUGUGAUUCGAGAAUUUUCUGGCGAGCAGCGGAAACCGGUAGUACUAGUAGGCAACAAAGUGGAUCUCAUCGACUACUCCACGAUUGAUCAUGUACUAUCCAUUAUGGAAGAUUUUCCGGAGGUUGAGAGUUGCGUGGAAUGUUCCGCCAAAACGUUGCACAAUAUUUCCGAGAUGUUUUAUUACGCCCAAAAGGCUGUGUUGCAUCCAACAGCACCGCUGUAUAUAAUGGAAGAUCAAGACUUGACUGAAGCGUGCAAGAAAGCCCUCGUGCGAAUAUUCAAAGUGUGUGAUAUUGAUGGUGACGGCUUGCUCAAUGACUAUGAGUUGAACCACUUCCAGCGACGAUGCUUCAAUGCUCCUCUGCAGCCGCAAGUGCUGGAUGAGGUUAAAGCCGUACUUAUGAAAAACACUCCUGACGGCAUUCGGAAUGAUUCGGUAACAUUGAAAGGCUUCCUCUUUUUACACUGCUUGUUCAUUCAACGGGGGAGAAAUGAAACCACAUGGGCAGUUCUGCGACGAUUUGGAUACAAUGAAAGCCUUGAAAUGAGUCAGGAAUAUUUACACCCGACAGUAAAAAUUCCCCCGGGAAGCAGCACUGAACUGUCACAUCGCGGACAGCAGUUUUUAAUUUCGCUAUUCGAAAGGAGCGAUCGGGAUGGGGAUGGGUCUCUCUCACCAGAAGAGUUUCGAGUAGUAUUUAGCGCUUGUCCUUGCCCUCCCUUUUCGACCGAUAUCAAGCGAACCGUUCCGACCAAUGAAAAUGGCUGGCCAACAUUGCACGGAUGGAUGUGCCGCUGGACACUGAUGACCCUGACCGAUCUUAACAAAACACUGGAAUAUUUAGCCUAUUUAGGGUUCAAUGUACACGAAAAUGAAUCCCAGCUUGCUGCUAUACAUAUCACCCGGGAGAGGAGGAUUGAUCUAGCUAAAAAGCAAAACAGCCGUUCCGUGUACAUGUGUCACGUGAUUGGACCCAAGGGUUCCGGUAAAACCGUUUUUUGUCGAGCUUUUCUAGCGGAAGAUAUGAGGAAAUUGACGGAUAAAGAAAUACGCGGGAGCAAUCAAUUCGCUAUCAACACCGUACAGGUGUACGGUCAAGAAAAAUUUCUUGUGCUUCGGGAUAUCGACGUUCGUCAAGUGCUAGACCCCUUGCAGCCUAGUGAGGUUAACUGUGACGUGGCCUGUCUGGUGUAUGACAUCAACAAUCCAAAGUCCUUCGAGUACAUCGCUCGGAUAUACAUAAAAUACUUCGCGGAAAGCAAAAUCCCAGUGCUCAUUGUGGGAGCCAAGGCUGACAUGGAGGAGAUCCGACAGGAGUAUCUGCUGCAAGCGCCGGAUUUUUGCCACAAGUAUAAACUGCUUCCCCCGCAGUACUUCAGCGUGAAGCACAACAAAAAAGACAUCUAUACGAAACUGGCGACGAUGGCGGCGUUUCCUCGUUUUCAAGCCGCGUGGAUUCUUUUCUAUAAACAUAGAUUGGUUCAACUCUGGGAAAAGACCCACCUGAAGCAAUUCGGACUCAUUUCGAGCGAUCCGCUGCUCUGGUGGAAAACAGGCCUCGGUAUAGCUGCGGUAACCAUCGUUGGCUUCUUCGUGGUGAAGGCGUUCCACGGUUCCAGCUCGCACGCACGAUAAAGCUUAGCAAGUAGAUAGAGUUAUACACUCUACACAAAAGUUAUCAUUCUCUGCGGCAGUUGACUUGUAGUUGCUAGCAUGGAAGGGGUUGAUAAAUUGUAAAUGUUUCGUUCGAAGUAGAGUUAGAGUUUUGUUUUUGCGGGCACCUAUCGUCAUAAAAGUUACACUUAAAAUAGGCAGUUCCUUAUUACUCCAAAUAUUUUACGUAUAAAACGUUCGGAUCAUUUUAUGUAAAUAUCAAACGGCAAUCUAAUUCGUGAAUUAUUUGUUAAGAUAGCUCGAAAAUUAUUCAAAUGCUUUCGGCAACUUUUUUUCUGAGCUUUGAUAUAUUUUUCUUACGUCGCUAUAUUAAACAUUUUACAACACACCGGUCGUACCCAAGAAAUGGUUGUUCGAUGCAAUAAAGUAGUAAAAUCUAAGCUCAUAUAAUUCGAAACAUUUUUUCGCAUAUUGAAAGCGUUCAAUAAUUUAUUCUUAGCAAACAAAAAUAUUCCAAUGCCAGUGUUACUUCCAAAAAGUAACAACAAAAUCGUAUUUUGCAGCAAACUUGUUGCAGUUAAGCUGUAUCUGGACUAUCAAAACGAAGCUUUGCAUAACUAUCUAAACAAACAGUGUAACAUGAUUUAUCGUACUACAAAAGAUAGAGUCCUAGAAUCAUACUGUAACUAGAACGAUUACAAGUCAAAAAAUACAUCGGAAUAAAAAAUACCACAGAAUUGUUUUUCUUCGAGUGGAUGGAAACGAAAA